UUUAUCUUUUUUAUCCUCCACACGAAUUUAUAAUCAUGUUCUUCUCUCUUUGAUCAUUGAUUUCUUAAAAAGAAGAAAAAACUUAUUUUUAGGAGGAAAACGAAAUAAAUGCGACAACAAUUUUCUCUAAUGUAAUUCACACCCGACGUGUGAAGCUGCACAACCCAUGUGUGAUGUAAUGAUUUAACAUGAACAAUAAUCAUAACACAAGCUAGCACUUUUUUUUUCAAAGAGAGAGGUGAGAGAAAGGAUUCUCUCUUCUCUUUCUUCCCGAAACAAACUUUCACUCGUAGAUUUCUUUGUGUUCUUCGCUCCGGUGACCGGCGGUGCUUCUCUGGCCGUCGGUCGCCACCUCCAUCCUCUAGUUCCUCUCAACCUCUUCUCCUGGUGCUAAACGGCAUGUCCCCCUCCUCUUUGCUUAAGUAUCUCUGGUUUACGGUCGGGUUGCGGCCGGACUCGGCGGUUCAAAUCGGAAGCUCGGGUGUGUGCUCGGUUUCUCUGGAGUGCUGGCGAGGUGGAGGAUGGUCGGAUUAACUCAGGAAGUGCCAUCUUUGGAGGUAGAUCUGAGAUCCGUUUGCUAGAUCUGGGUCAGAUUUGGCUCGGAGUGUUCGCCGGUGUGCUUAGCGUCGCUGCCUCUGCUCGUCUGGCGUGUACUCUGAUGGUUGCUAUGCUUCCUCACGGCUCCUCUCUCUCCCUUGAUGGUGGCUCUCGUAGAACUUCCCGUCUGGAUCCCCGGAUCUCAGAUGAAAUGACGAGUUGAGGUUCUCGCCUGGGACUUCUCUGGUCGAUUUUUCCUUUCAGCUUAGCUGUUCGGCGUUUUUACGCAGACUGUAGAUGGGAGCUCCGGCUCCUCUGUUUAUUUACCUUCCAGAAAGAAGUUGUUCGUUGUGCUCCAUGCCUCUCCCUUAGUUAUGAAGCGUGAUUUUUUUAGUGUCGUCUAGGUGUGAAGGGACCGGAGUCAGGAGCUCGAACCUCCGCUUGUUUCCCCUAGUCACAACUCGCGCUUACCUGUGCGCUUCUCUUCCUCGGUUUUGGACUCACAAGGUGCCGACUUGCUAGCUUCUGGAGUCACCAGCGUCUGGAGUGGACUUCUUUAUGUGAUGGCCGGACCAGGACCUAGUCACCCCUGCUUCGCCUGUUGCUAGUUUGAAGUCGCCUUCGGGACAAUAUGCGGGUCCUCGUAUUGUUCUCCGGCUGUUCUGCUCUGUUGAUCAUCACUCUUGUUGCAGAAAGAAAGCAAUCAAUGGAGAGGCUAAACUCGAAGCUGUAUGUGGAGAACUGUUACAUAAUGAAAGAGAAUGAGAGGCUGAGGAAGAAAGCUGAGCUUCUGAACCAAGAAAAUCAACAGCUUCUGGUUCAACUCAAACAGAAACUCUCCAAGACUAACAAGAACCCUAAUGGAUCAAACAAUGACAACAAUAUCUCUUCAUCAAGCUCUGCUUCUGGACAAUCCUGAAUUAUAAUUAAGAAGUGUUAGAGAAAAGUUCUGGAUUUGGAAGAACAAAUUAGACUCAACCGUAUGGACUUUUUCUUUGGUUAUUUGGUGUUAAUUUAGGGAAGAUAGUAGUAGUAUCCAGUAUUUUGUUAAUGAAAGGAGAUUCUCUUCUAUUACAAGAAGACAGUGUCUCUGUGUUUGGCUUCUCAGUCAUAUUUUACUUUGUUUUUAUUUUCGAUGUUAAUUAAAGAUCUUUCUUUGCUUUCUUGUGUGGGGCUUGGGUUUUAGGAUAUGGUUGAUUCUUGGACUAACAUUGUACCUCUGCUCUACUUAUCAAAUAUUUUGUCAAGUCCAUAUCUGUCAAUUAAUUUCUCAAAUGUAUUCAGUUUCUUAUAAGAAAAAAUAAAACAAAUGUCCUCUUA
Raphanus sativus (radish) is the source of this 1857-nucleotide messenger RNA. RefSeq names its product protein LITTLE ZIPPER 3-like. The coding region runs from base 1169 to 1456 and encodes 95 amino acids. Lineage: Eukaryota; Viridiplantae; Streptophyta; Magnoliopsida; Brassicales; Brassicaceae. The transcript has 2 exons. The record is from RefSeq and is a predicted model, not a curated record.